Astrephomene gubernaculifera is the source of this 432-nucleotide messenger RNA. Lineage: Eukaryota; Viridiplantae; Chlorophyta; Chlorophyceae; Chlamydomonadales; Astrephomenaceae. The record is from the annotation of a GenBank genome assembly.
ACCCGCUACCCCCGGGUGCCCAUUAUGGCCCUCACCGCCACCGCCACGGAGCAGGUCAAGCAGGACAUCCUGCGCAAACUAGCCAUUGAGCGCACGGCAACCGUCUUCAAGACCAGCUUCCACCGCCCCAACCUCGACUUCCUGGUGUACGACAAGCCGGUGGGUCGUAUGGCGGACGGCAAGCCCGCGGACAUGGAGAUGCUGGUGGCGCACAUCAUGCAGAAGGGGGCGGACACCUCGGGCAUCGUGUACUGCCUGUCGCGGGACGACUGCGAGGACGUGGCGCGCUACCUGAACAACAACGACAUCCGCGCCGCGCACUACCACGCGGGCAUGACGCCCAAGCAGCGCACGCAGGUGCAGAACAGGUGGCGUGACGGCGAGGUGGCGGUCGUGGUGGCCACCAUUGCGUUCGGCAUGGGUGAGUGUGGC